AUUGAUAAAGGAAAUUGGAGACGUAUAAAAUGGAUGUCAGACAUAUUAUUUUCGGAGGGAUGAAAUCAGAACCGAUCGCGUCGGUGUUGUCAAUGCUGAUAAGCAUAUUACUAUAUAUCAUGUAUUCGAUUGGUCCUUACUCUACGACGAAUAUUCCUACCAAAUCGUUAAUGUCGUCUUAUGAUUUCAUAGUCGUGGGCGGUGGUUCUGCAGGAGCCGUGAUCGCGAGUCGCUUAUCUGAGGUAGAAGAUUGGAACGUACUCCUCUUGGAAGCAGGUGGCGAUGGAAAUGCUCUAUAUGAUGUUCCUAUUCUUGCCGCCAAUCUGCAGCUCGCCGAAAUCGAUUGGAAAUACAAAGUGGAGACCAAUGAAAAUUUCUGUCUGGCGAUGAAGGAGGGUCGUUGCUUCUGGCCACGUGGCAAAGUGAUCGGAGGCAGCAGCGCGAUAAACUACAUGCUCUAUGUCCGUGGUAAUAGAAAAGAUUACGACAUUUGGGAACAAUUGGGCAAUCCGGGAUGGUCCUACGAGAAUGUCCUCGGUUAUUUCAAGAAAUCGGAAGACAAUCAAAAUCACUUCUACACUGAGACACCGUAUCAUUCGACCGGGGGUUAUUUAACUGUCCAAGAAUCACCAUGGCACACUCCCCUGGCCGAUGCGUUCAUUCGAGCUGGCCAAGAAAUGGGUUAUGAGAAUAGAGACAUUAACGGAGAACGACACACUGGCUUUAUGAUUCCUCAGGGGACCAUUAGACAUGGAAGCCGGUGCUCCACGGCGAAGGCCUUCCUGCGGCCGGCAAGGAAUCGCAAGAAUUUACACGUCGCUAUGGAAGCGCAUGUUACCAAAAUUUUAAUAGAGCCGUCGUCGAAGAGGGUUUACGGCGUAGAGUUUGUUAGAGACGGGGAAACGUUACGGAUUCGUGCCGACAAGGAAGUGAUCGUUUCCGGAGGAGCUAUCAAUAGCCCUCAGUUGCUGAUGUUGUCGGGAAUAGGACCUAAAGAACACCUAUCAGAACACGGCAUACCAGUGAUUCAGGAUUUAAAAGUGGGUCAUAAUCUUCAAGAUCAUAUAGUUGCGGGGGGCAUUACGUUCUUGGUGAAUGAAGAAAUUUCACUGAUAGAGAGCAGGAUGUAUGAUAUUCGCAAUGUCCUAGAAUACGUAUUAUACGGAGACGGUCCUUUGACCGGUUUAGGCGGUAUCGAAGGACUAGCUUUCGUUAAUACCAAAUAUGCGAAUACUUCCGACGAUUUUCCAGACAUACAGCUGCAUUUUUCGGCAGGGGGGACAAACUCCGACAACGGUAGGCAUAUUAGAAAGGUUCAUGGACUGACCAAAGAAUUCUAUGACGCCGUAUACGGGGAGCUUAACGAUAAGGACGUGUGGGGCGUACUUCCUACGCUUUUAAGACCGAAAAGCAAAGGAGUUAUCAAACUUCGGAGCAACGAUCCUUUCGAUCAUCCAUUGAUUUAUGCGAAUCAUUUUGAAGAACCGGAAGAUAUGGCGACACUGAUCGAAGGAGUUAAGUUUGUGUUCGAGAUGAGUAAAACUGCUUCGUUUAGACGUUACGGGAGCGAAACGAAUCCAAAACCAUUUCCUGGUUGCAAGCAUAUUCCGAUGUAUAGCGAUCCAUACUGGGAGUGCAUGAUCAGAUUCUAUUCGAUGACUCUAUAUCAUCCCGUGGGUACUUGCAAGAUGGGGCCCAGUUCGGAUCCAAAAGCUGUGGUAGAUCCUCGGCUUCGAGUUUACGGAGUUACUGGACUUCGAGUCAUAGACGGCUCAAUUAUGCCAAAUAUAGUUAGCGGUAAUACCAAUGCGCCGAUUAUCAUGAUCGCAGAGAAGGGUUCCGAUAUGGUGAAAGCGGAAUGGUUGGGGGAACGGACGUCAAAAUGAAUGGCUGUUUUUGUAAAUUAAUUCAAAGCGAAUGCUAGUACUAUAUAUAGAUAAUAGAAACUUAUAAUUUCAAACUCAAAAUAAAUUUUCAUUGCGUUUUACGUACAGUGGAGUACGAGCCAGAAUAUGUAGUCAUGUUUUAUUAAAUGAACAUCAAGUAAUGUAAAUGUUAACAAGGGAGCUAGUUUACAAGACGCAUUUUUUCGACCGAUUCGGUAUUGCGACCUCCAGUAAGAGGAUACAUAGGAUCGUAAUGUAACUAUUGUCUUAAGGCUUGGCACGGUAUGCGCACGGCUUUUACAAAUAAAAUCAAUCAGGAUAAUGCACGUGACGUAACACAUAGAACAGAGAUACCGCCGAUAAACAG
This is a messenger RNA of Bombus impatiens (common eastern bumble bee), 2253 nucleotides long. Its product is annotated as glucose dehydrogenase [FAD, quinone]. The record is from RefSeq and is a predicted model, not a curated record. Gene Ontology annotation, molecular function: flavin adenine dinucleotide binding; oxidoreductase activity, acting on CH-OH group of donors. The transcript is spliced from 3 exons. Bases 30 to 1886 code for a protein of 618 amino acids. NCBI's taxonomy places the organism in Eukaryota, Metazoa, Arthropoda, Insecta, Hymenoptera, Apidae.